AUGGAGUUGCGAAAGACACUGCAUCGUGCAGCUUACCAACACAAGACGGUCAAGAAGCUUGAACAGCACAUGAUCGAUAUCUUGAAGCUCAUGGAUGCGGUUCCAUGGGUUACUGGCAGCAAAGGGCGCAUGACCAUUAGCGAGGCAGCUCUACAGUUGGAUCCCGUUGCGUAUCCGAAAUUGACCGACUCCUUCGUUGAGAGCCGAUUAAUGGACCAAGAGGAUCCCAAUUUGCAACGAGCUUCUGAGGAAUACAAGGCAAGAUUCUUAGAGAGGAAGCUAAUGCGGAUGCCAAUGUCUUGGAGUUUGCCCAAUUCAGACGAGAACGACAACUUUCAUUUGCCCACAGAUGAAGUAUUCUUCCGAGAGGUCCUUCGAGUGUACGAAUCGUCACGUGUCCGGAAUAUCAGCAGAGACCCCUUCGUCCCCAUGACGAAAGAUCAGCUGCGGUUGUCCACGGCCAAAUUGACUUAUGGCAUGGGCGAGAAUGAUCCUAUGCUGAAGAUUGUUUUUCAUGACAAACAGAACCAGAAGAAGGAUACCCACGGAGAUCCAGACGCCAAUCCUCACCGCACCCGUCUUUUCCUCUUUUGGAAUCCAGACAUUGGUCAGCUGGAGGACAAAGCGACACUGCAAAGGCUAACUGCAGCGGCUUAUGAGGUCGCUAAAGGGCUAGAGGGUAACCAGGAGCCAGACACCACGCCUGCUUCACCCUUGAAGCCCAGGAGGGUGAGUGGUGUGUCCUUGGACGCUGCCACACCUCCAGUCAAGAAGCGGCGCAAGCUCGCCUUCCAAUCCUCUUGUCCAGACGACAUUUUCGAGGACAGCAUCCAGUUCUCACAAUGA
Durusdinium trenchii is the source of this 846-nucleotide messenger RNA. The record is from the annotation of a GenBank genome assembly. Lineage: Eukaryota; Dinophyceae; Suessiales; Symbiodiniaceae.